UUAAUUCAAAAUUUCGUUGGAAUAUAAGUCUUCUAAAACAAAAAACAACAAACAAGAAAUAAGAAAAUAAAAUAAUAAAGAGCAAACAGGAGACAUUAAUGAAAAGGGACUCACUUAAGAAGAAGAAAAGACGGAAGUAGAAUAAAAGGGAUAAGUAGAAAUAAGAAGAUAAAAUGAUUGAUUGCCUCUUCUUUCAAAUAAUCAUUAUCUUACAUCUCAUAUUGCUGCCAAUCUAUUUGUAUCUCACAUGGAACUUUAAUUACUGGCGUAAACGAGGACUACACAAUGCAUUGCCGCUAACUAUAUUGGGCUCGUUUCCCAGUAUUAUAACGAGAAAUCGGAAUCUGCUCUACGAAAUCGAUAGGCUUUAUCGACGCUACAAGCACCGCCGACGCAUGGUCGGUAUAUUUUUUGUGCGUCAGCCGCAAAUCUUGGUGGUGGACAUGCGACUGGCGCACGAAAUACUCGAUGCGAACUUUGGGGCUUUCGAAGUGACAUCGGCCUGCAGUUGGAUGCGACACCGCAGGCAAAAUAAAUUAGACAAAUUGGCGGCAUGCAGCGCGCUGUGGAGCACCGGCGAACGUUGGAAGAGCAAUCGCAAUGUGGCAUGUGCGGCUUUGACGCAAGCACGGCUGAAGCACUCACAUGAAUUGUGGCAAGCAAGUUGCAGGCGUUUAAUGCAAUUCGUGCAACGUAAAUGUGGCGGCGAUAUGCCAGAAGUGUUCGAUACCAUUGAACUUGUUAAGCGUUUUGUUGCCGACGCGCUUUGUAUCACCAUUUGGGGUGUGGACGCUGGCACGCUGACGCGCUCGAAAAAACCGAAUCUGUUUCUACAAAUGACCGAACGCGCGGUGCGGCAAACGCGCAGUUUGCGCUGCUACUCGCUGCUCUCAGCCGUAAUGCCGUCAUUUUGGAAACUUUGGCCAUUUCGUCUGGUCUCCAAGGCGGUCGAAAAUUAUUUCGUGCAAUUCACCAACGAUGCGCUGGAGUGCCACCGAGAGCUGCGUAAUCCCAGUGGCAUGCGUGAUGUGCUCAGCUAUUUGUACACGCAGCAGCACACGGACCGACUGAGUGACGAAUCUCUGACGGGACAUUGCAUGGCUAUGUUGUUGGAUGGCUUCGAGGAGAUUUGCAGUACUAUGAUAUACAGCAUUUACUAUCUGGCAAGAGAUAUACGCGUGCAGUCAAAAUUACGCGCCGAAGUUUUGCAAACGCGGCGACGUGAGCAUUGCACAGAACUCGGCUUUGAAACGCUCAAAUCGCUCAGUUAUCUCAAUCAUUGCGUGUUCGAAACACUUCGCCUGAGCCCCACAGUAAAAUAUUGUCGCCGCAUUUGCAGCAGCGCCAAUGUGAUCAAACUCUCCAAGCGCAAGUCGGUGCUAGUGGAUGAGGGCACAGUACUCUGUAUACCUGUCUAUUCAUAUCAUCAUGAUCCCGUUAUAUUUUGCGAGCCUAAUUCAUUUAUACCCGAACGUUUCGACAAUACUGCGCCGAAAGAGUUGAUGGAACGACGCGUCUUUCUGCCAUUCGGCACUGGACCCAGAAGUUGUUUGGGUAAAGAUAUGUCCAUGUUAAUUGUUAAGGCGGCUAUCGCUUCUUUGGUAUCAGAGUUUAGUAUAAUGACCUGUUCGCAAACUCAACAUGGCUGCGGUGGUGCAGUAGACUCAUUUCUACUUAAUUUGAAUGGAAAACUGAUGCUGGAGUUUAACAAAUUGUAAUAUAAUCGCAGUUAUUGUAUUCUAAUUUAUUU
Molecule: messenger RNA, 1750 nt
Organism: Zeugodacus cucurbitae (melon fly)
Lineage: Eukaryota; Metazoa; Arthropoda; Insecta; Diptera; Tephritidae
Product: probable cytochrome P450 309a2
Exons: 7
Coding region: 174-1718 (514 amino acids)
Molecular function (GO): oxidoreductase activity, acting on paired donors, with incorporation or reduction of molecular oxygen; iron ion binding; monooxygenase activity
Source: RefSeq, a predicted model, not a curated record